AUGGAGGCCUCGGAGAAAAAGCCAGGCUUAGACGUCCCGUCAGACCACCACACUGGCGAAACGAGCCUUGUUAGCAAUGACGCCCAGCGCAAAGUUCUAUCCAAGUUCGACAAGUUCGUGAUGCCUCAAAUGGCCAUAUUGGUUCUUUUCGCAUACCUCGACAGGACAAACAUUGGAAAUGCAAGAGUCUUUGGCUUUGAAGAAGAUACGGGAAUGGCAGGAACUCAGUUCAAUGAUGUUUCUAUGUAUUUCUACAUCUCCUACGUCAUUUUCGAAACACCUUGGGUUCUUGCCGUCAAGAAAUUCGGCCCUGGUCGUGUCCUUGCUAUCGCCAUUAUAAGCUGGAGCUGCAUCACUAUUGGUACCGGCUUCGUUCAUAGCUAUGGUCAAGUCAUCGCUUGCCGAGUUCUUCUCGGAUUCUUCGAGGCUGGCUUAUUUCCUUCCCUCACCUUUGUCAUUUCUCAGAUCUACCCGCCUGCGUCACAAGGAAAACGAGUCGCAGUGCUUUACGUCUCGAUUGCGCUUUCGGGAGCCCUAGGCGGACUCAUCGCAUACGGCAUUCAAUCUAUGGGUGCACGACACGGUUUAUCAGCUUGGAGAUGGCUUUUUAUCAUCGAAGGUGUUAUCUCAAUUGUGAUUGGCGCUGCGUGCUGGCUGAGCCUUCCUACAUCCCCAGAAACAGCGUGGUUUCUCAGCUCAGAGGAAAAGACCACCAUGCUUUCUAUCAAGGAGAGCAAUCACCCAUUUAAGGAAACUGAAAAGUUCUCUUGGAAGCAAAUCGCUAUGGCUGUCACGGAUCCCCUUGUUUGGCUUGCGUCUGUCUCAUUGUUCUGCUCCUCCAUUGCGCUUUUCGGCUUCGGCACGUUUCUUCCCACCCUCUUGAAGGGUCUUGACUUCACUUCCCUCCAAGCCAACUACCUUAGUAUUCCCGUCUACGUUUUGGCGUCCAUCCUUACAGGCGUCACGACAUAUGUUUCGGAUCGCCUGAAUCGAAGAGCUGUAUGCCUCAUCCACUCUCCGCUAUUGGUAAUCACUGGCUAUGCCAUUGUGGUUGGUACUGGCCACAAAGCCCUCGGAUUCUUCGCUAUGUUCCUUGUUGGAGGUGGUGUUUACUCUUACAAUACUGUUUUGGUCACUUGGGUAUCCAAUAAUGUGCAACCCGAUUACAAGCGCUCUGUUGCCAUCGCCAUGCUUUUGUCGCUCGCUAACGCGUCUGGAAUGGCUGCUUCGCAAAUCUACCCAAUCAAGGAUGCUCCACGAUACAUUAAGGGUAACGCGAUUUCACUCGGAGGAGAAAUCAUCGCACUCAUUUGCAUUGGACUCAUUUAUGCGCUACUCAAGUAUCGCAUGAGACAGAAAGAGAAGUUGUUGGCGUCGGGCCACGAUACCAACGGGAAGGAAGGUGAUCAAAGCUUGGACUUUAAAUAUGUUUUCUAG
Messenger RNA from Fusarium sp. VM40, 1437 nucleotides. The record is from the annotation of a GenBank genome assembly. NCBI's taxonomy places the organism in Eukaryota, Fungi, Ascomycota, Sordariomycetes, Hypocreales, Nectriaceae.